Messenger RNA from Malaclemys terrapin pileata, 2927 nucleotides. RefSeq names its product glutathione S-transferase C-terminal domain containing (gene GSTCD). The record is from RefSeq and is a predicted model, not a curated record. Lineage: Eukaryota; Metazoa; Chordata; Testudines; Emydidae. The transcript has 12 exons. The coding region runs from base 212 to 2113 and encodes 633 amino acids.
UCAGCUGUAUUGUAUACUCUAUUUUUGUACCAUUCUUUUUGAAAUAAGGUGACCAGAUCUAAACACAGUAUUCCAAGUGAGGACAUACCAUCAAUUUGUGUAGUGUAAAUAUUUAAUGUAUUUUUCUAUCCAUUCUUUGUACAGAAAUCCUUAAAAUCCUCUUCCCUCAAGUACUUAAGGGACUGUUCAUGUACUUCAGCUCUGAAGGAAAAUGAAAGGCGGGGUUACUGAAGAACAUCUGUACCUGGCGUACUCCCAUCAAUUUGAAGAUUGCAUCUUUCCUCUCCACACAUCAAUAUCCUUGUUUUUGCUGUCCUACUGUGACUGCAAAUUAUUCAAAGUUUUCUUAGUGCCUGCUAGUGACAGUACAGAUGACCAGUUAUUUGGCAAAGCACAGCCUGAUGACCUAGAGGUCCACUUCAUCUCAAGGUGUCAACUCCCUUUGGUUGUCCAGAGUUGCUGUUUGCCUGCUAUAGUUGAAGAAAAUGGCAAAUUCUGUCGAGCUGGUCUUUCUGUUGUGUUGAGGCACAUAAUACAGAAAACAUAUGAGGUAGAUCCAUCAAAGAAGUUGGUUUUGGAACUUUUGGGGUUUAAAAAGACGUGCCUAAAAGCCUGUGCUGAAGUUAGUCAAUGGACCAGACUUUGUGAGAUCAGCAUCCCUCAGGCUGUUGAGAGCUUAUUGAAUGCGUCUCCCGAUCAGUGUCAGGCCAUUCCACCUGAGGUUUUGCUUCUUGAGAAGAAGCUAGGAGAACCUGUCAGAGUGCACAAUGAUGACAAAAUCCGAAGGCAGAAACUUCAACAGCAAAAGGCAGGUGAUAAGACUGCAGCACCUGCCCUCGCUAAAAGAGCAACAAAAAAUCUUAGCCCAGAAGAAGGAACAAUAGUGGAAAUCAAAGACCAAGAAGAAAGUGCAAGUUUGGAACUGAAAGUAGCUUUCUCAAAAUUAGUUGUGCAGGAAAUACCUGCUACAACCAACAGGGAGCCCUCGCACAUCAGGAAAACAAAAACCUCUGAUCUCCCACCUCUGGAGCAUGUUUUUGCUGAGGGGCUUUAUUUCACUCUGGCAGAUGUAGUGCUUUUGCCAUGCAUCCAUCAAUUCUUGGUUUUCAUCAAGAAACACAACAAAAAGCUAUUAGAUUUGCCUCUGAUAUCCAGUUGGUACAACAGAGUUCAGGAAGUGCUUGGAGUAAAGAGUGCUGCUGCCAAGUGCAAUAUGCUGUUUCUCCAAUUUCCAGAUUUGCCGUCUUUCCCAGAUGAGCAGCUGAGAGACUUCUAUACAAUUCCUGAUGACUUAGAGGAAGAACAUGAAGAUUAUCAGUUUAUAGGCGGUCCAAGGCCAACCAUGACAAAGUUAAUGGAAAGCGGUAUUGAAGCAAAGUUUUCUCCUCAUCCCUGCCCUAGGUGGACCCUAGAUUGGAACAGUCUACCAGCAGCAGUCAGUCCUGGAGAAGGAAAGAUGUCCAGUGAUCGUGCUCUGAGGAAACAGCAGCAAUUGAAUAAUCUGGUGUCCAUGGUGACAAAAUUAUCUAAACCCGGAGAUGUGGUUGUGGAUUUUUGCAGUGGAGGGGGCCAUGUAGGAAUUGUUCUUGCUCACAUGUUGCCAUCAUGCCAGGUGGUGCUGAUAGAAAAUAAGGAGUUGUCAUUGGUACGUGCUAAAGACAGAAGUGAUGAAUUAGGAUUACAGAAUAUUUGGUUCGUUCAAGCAAACCUGGACUAUUUUAAAGGAACUUUUAAUAUUGGGGUGGCUCUGCAUGCUUGUGGCGUGGCAACAGAUAUGGUGAUUGAGCACUGCAUCAAGGCUCAUGCAGCCUUUGUCAUCUGCCCUUGCUGUUAUGGUUUCAUUCAGAACACAGUGAAAUUUACAUUUCCACGAAGUCAUCGGUUCAAGGAAGUUUUAUCCUAUAAGGAGCACAUGAUUCUUUGCAGAUUUGCAGAUCAGACCGCUGUUCAGCUUCCACCCGAACGCAGACUAAUAGGAAAACACUGUAUGGGGCUGGUGGAUCUGGAUCGGGCAUGGGCUGCAGAAGGAUGCAACUACUCUGUCCAAGUGAUGUCCAUGGAGCCAGAAAGUUGCUCUCCAAAGAACAACAUGGUAGUGGGUGUCCCUAUUUAGGUUAAGAGAUUUAUAUUUGAUUUUAAUUUGGGCAUCAAUUAUGAACAAUGCCAGGGGUUCAAACUUCUGGGAAGCAGACAUCAAACAUCCUGAAUCCCUGGUCUUCAGAAAAGGAAGUAGCAGGAAAAGGGUUGGAAAGUUGGCUGCCUACAGAGCAUCACAAAUCCUACUUGUAAUAUGUUAUUAAAUGACUGCUGGCUUUCAUAAUGAGAAUCCUCUGAAGCAUUCACCUGCCUACAGAGUAAUAUCCACCAGGAAUGAAAUGUUUUAUUUGUCCUUAAUUGAAAUGUGUUGUUUCCAUUUUGAGCAUUUAAUGUUUUUAAUAAAAUUAAAGGAAAUUUUGAAAUAAAAAGUAAUUUUGAAUCAAAAGAUCAAAAUGUUUUAUUUAAAAAAUGUCAAAACAAAACAUUUAGAUAUUUUAGAUUUUUUUAAAACAAAAUAAUGUUGGCAAAAUUGACACGAAUUCACAAAAUGUGUUUGUCGCUGAAUCUGCAUUAUUCACCAAAAAAAGAUGACACCUAUAUGCCUGAUACCUCACCGCUAACCUUGGCAAGGAUUGCUAUUCAUCUUAGAUUGAGAAACUCAUUGCCAGUGCUGGCUGAUGUCUGUGCCAUUCCUAAAACAAGUAAUGGUUAUAUUUGGAAAUGCUGAAUUUUUAUCUGUCAUCUUCACUUAUUUUUACUAAAUUUAAAAUUUGUACACAGUUGCAUUAUGGGAACCCUGUGAAAAUAUCAACCAUAUAUAUGUUACAGUAAAAGGAAAAUGAACCUCUUGUGUAGUAGCAUCUUUAUAUCCUAAUUUAAAUUAGUAGCAU